AAUCGCUUUGACUGUACAAACACACAGAGCGGCGGCGUCAAAUGAAGCCCUCCAUCAGUGCAAAACUGCAAAUACGGACGUUUAAACCAGAGUCCUAAACCGCACGUUCUCACCUCGCCAGCUCAGAACGCUGCAGACCUUACCGGAUGUGAAACACGGAGCGGGAUAGCACACACACACACACACACUCGGGUAGAGAUUGAAAUGGGCGACAGCUGCAGGAAUGGAAAGAGACGAAUAUUGACAGCAGUGCCGAGUGAAGGCGACCGAUGAGGAUGAUGAUGAAGAGUGAAAAGUGAAGCUUUCAUUCUGACGGUCUGCAUCUCUUCGGUCACGGCCAUCUCGCCGUUUAACACCAUCCUGUUCAGAGAUGAUGAAAGCAUUUUCCUCACUACAGUCCCUUGUGUGGUGUCACUGGGCCAUGGUUCGCAAGAAAGGAUCUCUUAUUUUGUGUGGAGCAUUUCUGUUUGUCGCCUGGAAUGCCUUGCUCCUCCUCUUCUUAUGGGGGAGGCCUCCCAUUGGCCGAUUUGGUGAGGGAGGCGGAGCUGAACCAGGGGCCGGAGAGGAAUGGGGAGCAAAAGUGGGUGGAACUAACGGAUUGGCCGUUGAAGUGAUCAGAUUGGCCGAAGAAGUAGAAUCGGAACUGGAGACUCAGAAGAAGCUCCUCAAACAGAUACAGAGUCACAGGGAACUAUGGGAACAGCGGAAAGAAUUGGGAAAGAGGGAAUCUGAGGACACAAAAGAUGAAAAGAACAUUGAGCAGCCGAAAAAACUUCAGCAGAUUCCUGCAGUUCCUCUAAGUCAUAAAAUUGUAGAUGAUACAAAAACUGUUACGAAAAAAACACAGACGCUAAUGGUUACGCCACCUCGGCUGGUCACGAAGGAGCAGAAACUGGACCAAGAGAACAAGCAAAUUGCGGAAAAUGAAGUAGGCCUUACUAAGCCAAGCCCUCAAAUCAUUAUCCCAAUUCUCGUCAUUGCCUGUGACAGAGUAACGGUGAAGAGGAGUUUGGAUAAAUUGAUACAGUACCGUCCUUCUGCUGAGCUUUAUCCAAUCAUUGUCAGCCAGGACUGUGGCCAUGCAGAUACGGCAAGGAUGAUUGGCUCCUAUGGCAGUCAGAUAACCCACAUCAGCCAACCGGAUCUUGCAGACAUUCCAGUGCGACCUGAUCACAGGAAGUUCCAGGGUUACUACAAGAUCUCCAGGCACUACCGUUGGGCUCUGAACCAAGUGUUCAAUGUCUUUGCUUACUCCACAGUGGUCAUUGUGGAGGAUGACUUGGAGGUGGCCCCAGACUUUUUCGAGUAUUUCCGUGCGCUCUACCCCAUAUUGAGUUCGGAUCCGACUCUGUGGUGCAUUUCCGCCUGGAAUGAUAAUGGACGGGAUGGGCUGGUCGACCCGGGCAAGGCUGACCUCCUUUACCGGACCGAUUUCUUUCCUGGCCUUGGAUGGAUGCUUUUGAAGGAAGUCUGGGCAGAGUUGGAGCCCAAGUGGCCCAAAGCAUUCUGGGAUGACUGGAUGCGGCAACCCGAGCAGCGGAAGGACCGCUCGUGCAUUCGUCCCGAGAUCUCGAGGACUAUAACUUUCGGCCGAAAAGGCGUCAGUUUGGGUCAAUUUUUUGACCAGUAUCUGCGCUACAUAAGACUCAAUACUGAAUUUGUGCCUUUCACUAAACUGGACUUGUCCUACUUGGUCAAGGAGAAGUACGAUGAAAUCUUUGAAAAAGAAGUGUAUAUCGCCCCUUUGGUGAAGGUGGAGGAACUACAACAAGGUGGAAGCCUGAAAGGUUCUGGGCCAUUUCGAGUUCAGUACUCCAGUAGAGACAGCUUUAAAGUGCUGGCCCGCAACUUGGGAGUUAUGGACGAUUUGAAGUCAGGGGUUCCCCGUGCCGGUUACAGGGGCGUAGUCAGCUUCAUAUCCCGUGGACGAAGAAUUUAUCUGGGUCCCCCUGAGGGCUGGACUAAAUAUGACACCAGCUGGAGCUGAGGAGGAUGAGGUUUGGACCACAAAAGACAAGAAAUAGAAAACUCACAACUAUUAUUACAAGUGAAGGAGAGAAACGCCCUCUCAAACCAAAGAAAACAGAAGCAGGGUGUAAAACGUUGAGAAAAGCUAAGAUGUGAGUAUAAAAUAACUGCUGUUUUGUCAUGGAAAAACUUCCAGGCAUGCUGGGAACAGCACAAAAGGUGGUGCAUCGUAUUUGCGCAGCAAUCAUGCAACAAUCUUCCCUCAGAGAAAAUAGUGGAGUUACGCUGCAAACAGCUCUUAUGCAGAAUAGCUUAUUAUGACAUGAAGAAAAAUGAUCACAUUUUUUAUUAUUACUUGAUUUUAUUAUUAUUUUGCUUUUAACAUCAAUGCAAAAGGCAUACAAGAGGUCUUAUAUUUUAUCUUACCACAGUGUCUUUUGGGAGAAUCUCACGAUAACUCACAUUUAACUCCAAAAUCAAAAGAAAAGAAUAUUUUUAUAUUUACAUUGCAUACAUACAGAAGAAAGAUUAAGCCUGUUCUUGGGUCCAUCCAU
This is a messenger RNA of Rhinichthys klamathensis goyatoka, 2522 nucleotides long. RefSeq names its product alpha-1,3-mannosyl-glycoprotein 2-beta-N-acetylglucosaminyltransferase b (gene mgat1b). The transcript is spliced from 3 exons. Gene Ontology annotation, cellular component: Golgi apparatus. Gene Ontology annotation, biological process: protein N-linked glycosylation. The record is from RefSeq and is a predicted model, not a curated record. Lineage: Eukaryota; Metazoa; Chordata; Actinopteri; Cypriniformes; Leuciscidae. The coding region runs from base 371 to 1987 and encodes 538 amino acids. Gene Ontology annotation, molecular function: alpha-1,3-mannosylglycoprotein 2-beta-N-acetylglucosaminyltransferase activity.